AUGGCGGCCUCUACGAAACGUGUAAACAGAGAAGCUGAAAUUUGUAGUCGGUUCCAUUUAGACUCUAUAACAGAGACGCAGAAUAGAAGUAUACUAUCGCUUCAACAAGGACGUGACGUGUUCCUGAGUACGAGAACUGGUAGUGGAAAAUCACUGACUUACGAAUGUUUCCCACUUGUAUACCCAAAUACAUGCGUGUUAGUUAUUGCACCUCUAAUUAAUAUUAUGACUGAACAGUGUACUAAAUUAACAAAGCUCGGUUUUAAGGCAACAUACAUUGGAAGAGAUUCUGUGGAGAACACUGAAAUAGAACGUGGAUCAUAUGACUUUGUGUAUGGAAGUCCGGAGAUGCUCCUAACCA
This is a messenger RNA of Saccostrea cuccullata (small rock oyster), 361 nucleotides long. RefSeq lists its product as uncharacterized. NCBI's taxonomy places the organism in Eukaryota, Metazoa, Mollusca, Bivalvia, Ostreida, Ostreidae. The annotation marks the transcript as partial. The record is from RefSeq and is a predicted model, not a curated record. Gene Ontology annotation, cellular component: cytoplasm; chromosome; nucleus. Gene Ontology annotation, molecular function: nucleic acid binding; four-way junction helicase activity; 3'-5' DNA helicase activity. Gene Ontology annotation, biological process: double-strand break repair via homologous recombination. The transcript has a single exon.